UCAGCAGCUCCGGGACGCCUGCCGCAAAUGGCUGCUGGAUAGCCAUUAGAUAGCCAGCAUGGAAGCAACGCCGAGCAGAUCCUCGACCGUGUGGUGCUGGAGCAGUUUAUCACUGUCUCCCGAAGAAGACGGCGGAGUGGGUCCACUGCCACCGACCUGGCCAUCCAGUUGGCGGAGGACCAGAUGGUGGUGUGCCCAGGAGUCGGCGAAUCCCUGCCGGCGGUCUCUCUCUCUCUCUUCUCCUAAUGUUCCCUCUUCCCCCCGUCCUGUUCCCUUUCCUAGGUCCCAUCCGGGAAUCACUCCUCGAGUUCCUCCCCGGGGAAGGGGUGGGCCGCCUCCGGAGUCUGCCGCUGGCAUGAGAGCACCGCCCAGGGGGGCGGGAUCCACAGCACUUCCCUUUUUCCCACUCUCUCCACGCCAGUCCCUUGACCCUCUUCCUGCCACUAGGGCGGCGGGGAAGUCUGGGCCGGCCUGUUGGCGUUGUGGGGAUCCCGGACAUUUCAUUGACCGGUGCCCGGUGAUGGAGGUCGGGGCACUGAUCCGGGUCCCGGACGACCCACAGGCUGCCCCCGAUCAAGCUGGCCUGUACCAAAUACCUUGAUUGGCCUGGAGAGAUCGUAAAAGGCCUCAGGGGGAACAGAGAGGGAGAG
Sinocyclocheilus grahami is the source of this 650-nucleotide messenger RNA. RefSeq lists its product as uncharacterized. The record is from RefSeq and is a predicted model, not a curated record. The coding region runs from base 59 to 601 and encodes 180 amino acids. The transcript has 2 exons. Lineage: Eukaryota; Metazoa; Chordata; Actinopteri; Cypriniformes; Cyprinidae. Gene Ontology annotation, molecular function: zinc ion binding; nucleic acid binding.